AUGCUCACAAAAGUAGCCCCCACCGUCCGCCAGCGCGCGACCUCGCUCCUCCGCACGAUCCAGAACCACUCCGGCGCAUGUCCCUGCCACGCCUGCCAAUCCGGCCACUUCGGCAGCGCGCUCGACGCCGUCCGCAAGCUCGCCUCCGCCCCGCCCCAGAAGGAGUACGCGUUCGAGCUCGCGGCGAGUAACAUUCGCUAUGGAAACGGCGUCACGCGCGAGGUCGGCAUGGACUUUAAGAACUUGGGGGCAAAGAAGGUUGCUGUGUUUACCGAUAAGACUAUCCUCAAUCUCGACCCGAUGAAGAACGCAAUCGCUGCUCUGGAAGCCGAGGGCGUCCAGUACGAAAUCUACAGCGAUGUCCGUGUCGAGCCCAAGGAUGGCGCAGUCAAAGACGCAAUCGCCUGGGCGAAGCGCACCGCACCCGACGCGUACCUGGCCGUUGGAGGUGGCUCGGUGAUGGACACUUGCAAGAUUGCGAGUCUGUACGAAAGCUAUCCCGACGCCGACUUUCUCGACUUUGUCAACGCCCCGCUCGGCAAAGGCCGGCCGAUCGAUAAGAAGUUGAAACCUCUGAUUGCGGUCCCGACCACGGCCGGAACCGGGUCCGAGACGACGGGCACGGCGAUCUUUGACCUCGUGUCGGCAAAGGCCAAGACCGGAAUCGCGCACCGCGCGCUCAAGCCGCUGCUCGGAAUCGUCGACCCGAUCAACACGCGGUCGAUGCCGUCGCAGGUCAAGUCGUCGUCCGGGCUGGACGUGCUGUGCCACUCGCUCGAGUCGUGGACCGCGAUCCCGUACUACGAGCGCGUGCCGCGGCCGACGAACCCGCUCCUCCGUCCGGCGUACCAGGGCGCGAACCCGAUCUCGGACGUGUUUUCGUUCGAGGCGCUGCGGAUGACGGUCAAGUACCUGCCGCGCACGGUCAAGGAUCCCGAGGACACGGAGGCGCAGGAGAAGAUGCUUCUUGCUGCGACCCUCGCGGGUGUCGGGUUUGGCAACGCGGGCGUGCAUCUCUGCCACGGACUGUCGUACCCGAUCUCGGGCAUGAACAAGGGCUACAAGCACGCCGGCUACGCGGUCGACCACCCGAUCAUCCCGCACGGAGUCUCUGUCGCAGUCACUGCGCCGCAGGUCUUCAGGUUCACGGGACCGACCAACCCGGACCGUCAUUUGCAGGCCGCGGAGGUGUUUGGGGCAGAUAUCUCGAACGCAAAGGCGGAGAGCGCGGGCGAGAUCCUGGGCGAAGCGGUGCAGAAGUUCUUGAUCGGGCUGGGCGAUCAGCCGAGGGGUAUUUCCGAUCUCGGGUUUACAAAGGAGGAUAUUCCUGCGUUGGUGGACGGCGCGAUGCCGCAGAACCGGGUGUUGAUGUUGGCGCCGAACUUUCAGCAUGACGAUGAGCGUAAGCGGGAGGAUUUGGCAAAGAUCUUGGAGGCGUCGUUGACUUACUAG
Molecule: messenger RNA, 1452 nt
Organism: Myxozyma melibiosi
Lineage: Eukaryota; Fungi; Ascomycota; Lipomycetes; Lipomycetales; Lipomycetaceae
Product: alcohol dehydrogenase
Exons: 3
Coding region: 1-1452 (483 amino acids)
Cellular component (GO): mitochondrion
Molecular function (GO): alcohol dehydrogenase (NAD+) activity; metal ion binding
Source: RefSeq, a predicted model, not a curated record